Molecule: messenger RNA, 969 nt
Organism: Colletotrichum truncatum
Lineage: Eukaryota; Fungi; Ascomycota; Sordariomycetes; Glomerellales; Glomerellaceae
Source: RefSeq, a predicted model, not a curated record
AUGGCCACAAAAAUGGCUAUAUUUCCUUUACCGAGUGAAAGUCUGGCUUUUUCACUUACAUACCUCUGGCCUUCUUGCAGAGCCAUUAUCACCACCAGAAUGUACGCUCUAACAAUCCUAACCCUCCUUGCGGCCCAGGCGCUGUCCAAGCCCCUGAAAUGCCGCUCGAUAAUUCGGUGCCCCUUGGUCUUCGAUGGCAGAGUUCCGUCCAACGCUCUUGUAGCCGACUUCGAUGUCGCCUCCGGCGGCGGUUGGAACCCGUUCAACCCCUCGUACGUCAAGGGCGCGAACCUUCUGUGGUCCGAUAUCAUUGUCCUUCCGGAUACCGGCCCCUCCCGCUUCGAUAAGGACUCGGACACGCGAGCUCUGGAGGUGACGAUAUCCGACGAGAGCAUCUUCAUGAACCAGCGUGGUUUCCGGCGGGCGGGAUUGCAGUUUAGCAAGGACGCGAACAACGGCAGCCCCGCGAAUGUGGGGGUCAAGACGCUGCAUUUCAGCGUGAAGCAGGAUUUAGAGAGGCCGUUGAAUCUGACGCAUGAGUACCUCAAUGUCUGGCACGAGACGGCGGCGUACGAUGCGAACCAGUUCAAUUUCCAAGUCGGCACCAUCAUCGGCCAGACGGGCUUGGCCGAGGACACCUUUAAGCUCCUGGAUCGAAAUAACAAGCAGCUUUGGUCGACACCCAUGGAGGCAAACGGCUCGUGGCAGAAUUUUGCAUUGACGUUGGACUUUGAUCAAAAUACAAUUCAGGUUUGGUACUCGGCUGAGGACGCACCCCUCGAGAAGCAAGGCGAGGCCAUCUCAGCCAAUCUCGCGGGCAACGGCCAAUACCAGAUUGGGAUUCUGAAGAAACCCACAGGAACCGAUGACGUUGUUAACUCGGGGUACCAGUCGAGUAACUUGGACGAAGGUCAGAUCUAUGGAGGCAUCUUCAUUGAAGAUAGCACCAACGGUUGUGUGUCUACCUGA